CGCAUCUGAAAAUAACAAUGGCGUCCUACACAAGCUACAGACGUGUCUUGGCAUCAGCUCGUCUCGUGCGUCAGUGUUUGUACCAGAGUCGUGCAUACUCAUCGCAGACAACACCUCGCAUCACCACACACUAUACCAUCCAUCCUCGAGACAAGGAUCCAAGGUGGAAAGAUGUGGACAUGGAGCGCUUCGCAGAUGAGGCUGACGUUGUCAUCGUGGGUGGAGGGCCAGCAGGGUUGUCAGCUGCCUGUCGCCUCAAACAGAUGGCCAACGAGCAGGGGAAGGAACUCCGUGUGUGUUUGGUGGAGAAGGCAGCAGAAAUUGGUGGGCACAUAUUGUCUGGGGCCUGUGUGGAGCCCCAUGCUAUUAGUGAACUCUUUCCAGACUACCUUGAGAGGGGGGCCCCCUUCCAUACCCCUGUAACAGAAGACUCCUUUGCAUUCCUCACAGAGAAGGGGCGCAUCCCCAUUCCAGUAUUACCAGGAAUGACCAUCUAUAACCAUGGUAACUACAUCGUCCGUCUUGGUAACGUGGUCAGGUGGCUCGGAGAACAAGCAGAGGAAUUGGGGGUGGAGAUCUACCCAGGAUAUGCUGCCAGUGAGGUGCUGUUUCACGAAGAUGGCAGUGUGAAGGGUAUCGCCACAAAUGAUGUCGGCAUCUACAAGGACGGAUCACCCAAAGAAACAUUUGAACGAGGUAUGGAGCUGCAUGCGAAGGUGACCAUGUUCGGGGAAGGUUGUCACGGACAUCUUGCCAAGCAGCUGUACAAGCAUUUUGAUCUGCGGAAAGACUGUCAGCCUCAGACGUAUGGUAUCGGCCUAAAGGAAUUGUGGGAAGUAGAGCCAGAGAAACAUCGUCCUGGUCGGGUGGAACACACUGUGGGAUGGCCAUUCGACAGACACACCUACGGAGGGACGUUCCUGUACCAUCUGGGGGAGGGAGCACCGCAGGUUGUCGUGGGCAUGGUGAUCGGCCUGGACUAUGAAAACCCAUACCUGAGCCCGUUCCGGGAGUUCCAGAGGUUCAAACACCACCCAAGUAUGGAGCCCUUGUUCAGGGGAGGCAAGAGGAUCUGCUACGGCGCCAGGGCUCUCAAUGAAGGAGGACUGCAGAGUGUGCCUAAGCUCACAUUCCCUGGCGGCUGUUUGAUGGGCUGCAGCCCUGGUUUCAUGAACGUCCCGAAGAUCAAGGGAACUCACAACGCCAUGAAGAGUGGCAUGUUGGCAGCUGAGUCGGUGUUCGACACCAUGUUUGAUGAGAAUCUCAACUCACCCACUGUAGGUCUAGAUCCAAAGUGUUACGAGGAACGUAUCCGGGACAGCUGGGUCUGGAAGGAGCUGAAGGCUGUCCGUAACGUCCGUCCGUCAUUCAACACAUCCCUAGGGCUAUAUGGAGGAAUCCUGUAUACUGGCCUCUUCCACUGGAUGCUGAGGGGCAAGGAGCCCUGGACGCUGUCACACAAAGGAGGGGACCACGAUCAGCUGAAGCCUGCUGCUGAAUCCACGCCCAUCGACUACCCCAGACCUGAUGGAGAAGUUAGCUUUGACCUGUUGACCUCAGUGGCCUUGACCGGCACAAACCAUGACCAUGACCAGCCUGCCCACCUCACACUCAGGGACGACUCGGUCCCAGUCAACCGAAAUCUUGCCCUCUUUGAUGGCCCGGAGCAGCGAUUCUGUCCUGCAGGUGUGUACGAAUAUGUGGAGACAGAAGAUGGCACCGGCAAAAGGCUCCAGAUCAAUGCUCAGAACUGCAUCCACUGCAAGACUUGUGAUAUCAAGGACCCCUCCCAGAACAUCAACUGGGUGUGUCCUCAGGGAGGGGAGGGGCCAGCGUACAACGGCAUGUAGAUGCCCCGACCCAUGACCUUUGUGACACACAGUACACAGCUUCAAGUUAGGGAUGUCGGCGGUGAGAAGACAGACUCUGUUUCAACUGGGCGUGUCAUAAUUCACCGAUGAUGAUACGCCUUACGAUUCAAUACAUGAUGUGCCUACCAUGAUGUAAUUCAGAUUCAGAUUGAUUUAAAAAGAAAUAAUGACAAGUUUUACAAUAACCGUUAUCAGGAAACCGCACUAAAUUUGAUUUAAUAUACUGUGAGAACUAGCCCAGAUAAACCUAUUGUGGAAGUUAAGUACACAAACUGGUUGACAGGAACCACCUAAUAUGAGCCUGGCUGUAUUGAACAUUGGGAAUUUUUAUGCAAAAACUGUGAGGUAGGCAUGUCAUGACACCCCUAGGUAACAUGAAGCUGAUGAAUGAUCUCAGGGACUAGGGCUGGGACAAGUCCAAAUUUACUACACGGGUACCCACCCAACUAUUACCCGACCCUAUCCAGGUACCUGCUGUUGGUCUCAAGAGAGAGGUACAAAUGUCCGAUUGGGGAUAGUUUGACCAUAGCCCUGGCAAAAUGUAUUUAGAUACUCAAAUAAAAUGAUCUGGUCAUGCAUACACUGAAGUUGACUGAAGUUUUAUCUCUAUUCAAACUUAUAAAGUCAGAAGAAAUGUGUGCACAGUCAGAAAGAAAUGCGAACAUUAGUCACUUAUAGUGCAACCAUGGAAGUUCUAGAUAAUUUUUGCUAUUAAACAAUAUAUCACGUGACUAACCACGGGUCCGGGUAGUACCGUGGGUGCCCGGGUCCUACUCAGGAACCACCCGACCCGAGUACCCGAGUUACCCGUCCCAGCCCUAUCAGGGACACAUCUCACCCAAUCUGUUCCACCGAUGCUGGAAGUUACAAACAUGUGACCUAUUACCACUUGUUUGUUUGGAAUUCUGUAGACAUGGGGACAUAUAUUUCUAUACUUCUUUAGGGCGGUGGGGUAGCCUAGUGGUUAAGUGUUGGCUCGUAUCGCCGAAGACCUGGGCUCCAUUCCCCACUUGGGUACAAUGUGUGAGGCCCAUUUUCCGAUGUCUCUCGCCGUGAUAUUGCUGGAAUAUUUCCAAAAAAUGCGUAAAACCAUACUCACUCACGCUCACUAUAUUUCUUUAAACAGCAAAAAUACUUUCUUUAUCAGGGUUAGGGUCAAGACAUGACAAUCUACUGACCAUUUGGGCCUGCUGUUGUUGAAAAUAUCUGAGUACCAUUUCACAAAGCUGUUGUGGUGAUAUGACUUGUGGACCUUGAAACCUGCUCCAAAAGGACUUGAAUCAAAGAACUCCUCAAGCUUUAGAUGGUAGUAUUAAGGUAUUAAGUAUUAAGGAUCCUGUGACGUGCAUGUAUAUUUCGAUUUAAGCCCAUCAGGUCACUGCCAUUUUUGUAUCAUUUUUGCUUGAAAUGGGAAUAGGGCCAGCUGUUGAAUCGGACCCAUCUCAAAGUCAGAUCGGACAAAAACACCUCAGUUACUCACUGCUGGAUGUACCCCUCUGUCACACUCUGCAAUGGUAGAAGAACAUUAGGAGUAUGGAUCAAUGUGGUAAUUUCUUUGUGUUUUCAUGUAGGCUGAGGGAGUGAAGUGAAACAUUUGAUCUUUUGGAUGUGUUUAUUUGGUGAGCCAGAGUUUGUUCUGUGUGAUUUCAAUGCAGAAAUGGACCACAUGUUGUCUAUACUGAUUGAUAUAUUCAACUGAAAAUGUUCAUUGUUUUGUUUGCGUUUAUUAUGUAUAUUAUCAUGCAAUAUAUUUAUUUGUAAACAA
Haliotis rufescens (red abalone) is the source of this 3636-nucleotide messenger RNA. RefSeq names its product electron transfer flavoprotein-ubiquinone oxidoreductase, mitochondrial-like. Gene Ontology annotation, molecular function: electron-transferring-flavoprotein dehydrogenase activity; iron-sulfur cluster binding. Gene Ontology annotation, cellular component: mitochondrial inner membrane. The coding region runs from base 18 to 1850 and encodes 610 amino acids. Gene Ontology annotation, biological process: electron transport chain. Lineage: Eukaryota; Metazoa; Mollusca; Gastropoda; Lepetellida; Haliotidae. The record is from RefSeq and is a predicted model, not a curated record. The transcript is spliced from 14 exons.